Molecule: messenger RNA, 1489 nt
Organism: Juglans regia (Persian walnut)
Lineage: Eukaryota; Viridiplantae; Streptophyta; Magnoliopsida; Fagales; Juglandaceae
Product: ras-related protein RABA5a-like
Exons: 5
Coding region: 554-1231 (225 amino acids)
Cellular component (GO): endosome
Molecular function (GO): GTP binding; GTPase activity
Source: RefSeq, a predicted model, not a curated record
GUCUCGUGCUACACCAACCGCUCCGUCGCUUAGUCGGGUGAUUUGAACAGCCCUUGUCAAUAGACCCAUUUUCUGUAUUUCCAUACUAGCCUGUGUGAUUUGAUCAGAAAUCUGAGAGAGAGAGAGAGGAGACAGCGAGGGAGAGGAAAGGAUAGAACGCGGUACUCGAUCUUCAGAUUCCGCUUGUGGCAGCUGGUUUACAUGAUAGCUGUGUACCUUGAAUUGAUAAUGCACACACGACUCAAUCUUCUAGCCCACAUGAUUACUGCUCCCUUUGAAUUGAUAUUAAUAGCAUACUCGUACAUGAGGCACAAUCUCAGAGCUAUUCACUUUCCUUGAAGGCGCAUAUUGGAAAAACUGGGGGAAUAUUGGAAGCUGGGAGUAGAUCAGAAGUUGUGAAACUUUUCAGACCCCACCCAAUGUGAGAUCCAGAAGAUAGGGGGGAGGUCUGAUAUUUAUUAGGUAAUAUUUUUGUCCCGAAAUGAUCCAAAACUUAGAAGGCUACUCAUAUUAAUAUGGCUCUAUGAAGUGAAAAUUGCUUGAAGGUCAAAAGAUGGCUUUUUAUUCUCAGGAAGAAAAAUCUGAGGAUUACCUCUUCAAGAUUGUUUUAAUUGGUGAUUCAGCUGUUGGAAAAUCGAAUUUGCUUGCAAGAUUUGCUAGAGGUGAGUUCUACCUUAAUUCAAAAUCAACUAUAGGAGUAGAGUUCCAAACCCAAAAGAUGGAUGUCGAUGGAAAGGAAAUCAAGGCUCAGAUCUGGGACACAGCAGGUCAAGAGCGGUUUAGGGCUGUUACAUCUGCAUAUUAUAGAGGUGCAGUUGGAGCUCUUCUGGUAUACGAUAUCAGUAGACACCAGACAUUUGAUAGCAUUGGCAGAUGGCUUAAUGAACUUCACACUCACUCCGACAUGAAUGUUGUUACAAUACUUAUUGGCAAUAAGUCCGAUCUCAAGGAUGCCAGGGAGGUGUCCACUGCUGAAGGCAAAGCCUUGGCAGAAGCACAGGGUUUGUAUUUCAUGGAAACGUCGGCUCUUGAUUCCUCCAAUGUAGCUGCUGCUUUUCAGACAGUUGUGAGAGAGAUCUACAAUAUAUUAAGUCGGAAAGUGAUUAAAUCUCAAGAGCUCAAAAAACAGGAUUCUACCUGGAUGGGAAAUGGAAAGACGGUGGUUUUACAGGAAAGUGUCAACCAAGAAACAGAGGCAGAGGCAGGGACUAGAAAAGGUUGGUGCUGCUGAUUGUAAAGCUACAUGCAUUUGCUCCGACCAUAUAUGAUCCUUUUUGCUGGUCGCCCGGGCCGAAUUUUCAAGUCUGGUUUCACACUUUUCUUCAUAUGAUCAAAUUUUUUAUUUCCUUGCAAUGUUUAUUUAAGCAUCACUUGUUCUGGGUCAUUGGUGGUUGAAUAGAAAUUGGGUAGAGUAAAUGACCUGUAAGGGGACUAAGAAAAUUAUAUUUUACACUUGAAAUUUCAUUUCUAGGCAUUAUGCUUUAGUUCA